UGGACCAGCCCCUCUCGUCCCUGAUUGGUCGCCUCUCUCUCCACGCCUGCUUUAUUAUAGCCCUGCGAUGCACUUUGGUCACAUAAACAUGAGGAUACCGUCACCUAAGGGCGCCUCGCACUAACUUUGUGUAACUCUUUCCACUGUACCCACGAGAGUCAGCUAGUUCACCUCUCCCGUGCCGGUCGGACCUGUAUGGCCCCAUCGAUCGCCAUGUCAGCUUUGACCGCUGGUUUGAAAACAGAAGAUCUUCCUACCCGCUCGGUCCUCGUCGGCAGAGGCGAUAUGCAGACCAGUCUGAGCCCCUCAGAGGAGACUGGGAAGCCCAAAGUUGCUAUUUUGCCCUUCAGCGUCGAGGCACUGAUGGCUGAUAGGAAACCCAGCAGAGAGGUGUCAUCCCCGGAUGCCACGUCCGUGCCCGGCACGUCCCAGGCUCUGGGGAAGGGCGCAAGGAUGAGUGCUUUCGGUAGUCUGGAUACAUCAGUUCCUGGUUUAGCCAUGAGCUCCUCGUUUUCAGUGGGCGACAUCAUGAACAUGCCAGAAGACGUGUUGAUCAAACCCGAGAGUCCGGACAGUAAAGAGAGGACUUCAUGGAUACAGAGUCCUCGUUUUUCUCCCACACCUCCAAGAAGGUUGAGUCCUCCUGCCUGCCCGCUGCGAAAACACAAGACGAACAGAAAGCCCCGGACCCCUUUCACGACAUCCCAGCUGCUUGCCUUGGAGAGGAAGUUCCGCCAGAAACAGUACCUUUCCAUCGCCGAGCGCGCAGAGUUCUCCAGCUCCUUAAACUUGACGGAAACCCAGGUCAAAAUCUGGUUUCAGAACAGGAGAGCCAAAGCCAAGCGGCUCCAGGAGGCAGAACUCGAAAAACUGAAAAUGGCAGCUAAGCCUAUGCUGCCUCCUGCUUUCGGGAUUUCCUUUCCUCUGGGUGCGCACGUCCCCGCGUCCUACGCAGGGUCUCACCCUUUCCAGAGGCACUCGCUGCCGGUUUCCCCCGUGGGACUGUACGCCGCUCACGUCGGAUACAGUAUGUACCACCUCGCUUGACAGGGACAGAGAACGAGGGGCACGCACACAGUGGGACACCAAGAGGUUUUAGACUAUUUUCUAAGGGCCUCGAGCGAGAGAGGGGGCCCUCCGGACGGGCGAGGUGACACUGUACUAAAUAAAGAGACAUCCAGGCUGUGAGCUCAGUGUCACAUCUAGUCGGAGGGGGGGGGGGGACGAGACCUCCAAACAGACCCCCUUCUGAGGACCUUGACGUUAAUCCACUUCUCUUGACCUCGCCAGUAAGUUCACUCACUGCGAAAAUAUUCCAACUUUAUUAGUCAUUUAAUCUUGAGUCUUGAAUCUGUUUUGUCAAUAAUAAUAACAACAAAAAAGAACGUGUUGAUACUAAAAGAAAAACUUAAUCCAGAAAAAUAAUCUGAGUGUGAGACUAAAUGACUUUAAGAUGGACAUUUUUUGCGGUGCAGAGGUGGAGAACAAUUUAGUGCCUGUAGACCUUUGAUCUUUGACGACUGGACAGUCAAGUAUGGACACUGGGCUGUGCCACAGUGUCACAGAGGGCCCACUCCGCUACCUUCACGGCUGCUUACAGACACAGGUAAAACGGCUAUCACAGCAGCUCCUGGGUAAAUCACAGACUAUUGCGCAUCUCGACAUUAUGCACCAACAAACUUAGGUUGGGCUUCCAAUCGCAUCUGACAACAAAACAAAACACAAAAAAAACAAACAAAAAACAACCCCAUCAUUUUUCUUUUUUUCUUUUUUUUUUGCAUUCAUAUCAAUGCGUAACAAUAGCGGGUUACUGAAUCCAGUGUCAAUAAAUGCUCUUUGUGACUUUGGAGAACCACAGCAUUUGUUUUUAUAACAGCACUGUCUGUUGUUGGAUUGAUUCCCUUCGGAAGGGAUAUGUGUACUGUAAAAUAAUGUAUAUUUGAAAAAUAUCCUCAUUUAUAUUAUGAAUAUAUUUGUGACAUAACUUAACAAUAAAUUGUUUAUUCUUUUUCAUUAA
Messenger RNA from Scatophagus argus, 2017 nucleotides. RefSeq names its product muscle segment homeobox 1a (gene msx1a). The record is from RefSeq and is a predicted model, not a curated record. Gene Ontology annotation, biological process: embryonic morphogenesis; regulation of transcription by RNA polymerase II. Gene Ontology annotation, cellular component: nucleus. The transcript is spliced from 2 exons. NCBI's taxonomy places the organism in Eukaryota, Metazoa, Chordata, Actinopteri, Scatophagidae. Gene Ontology annotation, molecular function: RNA polymerase II transcription regulatory region sequence-specific DNA binding; DNA-binding transcription factor activity, RNA polymerase II-specific. The coding region runs from base 196 to 1047 and encodes 283 amino acids.